Cyprinus carpio (common carp) is the source of this 1544-nucleotide messenger RNA. RefSeq names its product 2,4-dienoyl-CoA reductase [(3E)-enoyl-CoA-producing], mitochondrial-like. Gene Ontology annotation, cellular component: mitochondrion. Gene Ontology annotation, molecular function: 2,4-dienoyl-CoA reductase (NADPH) activity. Gene Ontology annotation, biological process: fatty acid beta-oxidation. Lineage: Eukaryota; Metazoa; Chordata; Actinopteri; Cypriniformes; Cyprinidae. The transcript has 10 exons. The record is from RefSeq and is a predicted model, not a curated record. The coding region runs from base 141 to 1145 and encodes 334 amino acids.
CGUUCAGGAUUUUCGGACUUUAGUUGUGGAGUCAUUUAAUACGUCAGAGGCGUUACUGAUCCCUACUUCACUAGUUUAUUUGCAUGUUGCUACUUUGUAAAAACACGCUUUCUCUCUAAAAAAAGAUUCAUUUUGACGCAAUGGCGCUGCUCAGAGGACUGACUGUGUUAAAUAGAGUUUCUCCAAACAAGUGCUUCAUACCAGCACGACUGUUUGGAAAUGGGACAAACACUUUAUACCAAAGCAAUCCUCCUCAAGCUAGAUUCUUCCCACCUUCUGAACGUGUUAUGCUUCUCCCAGGAACUUACAAAAACAAAGUGGCCUUCAUCACUGGAGGAGGAACAGGACUUGGAAAAGCCAUGACCACCACACUGUCUUCACUAGGAGCAGAGUGUGUGAUAGCCAGCAGAAAUCUUGACGUUUUGAAAAAAACAGCUGAUGAAAUCACACAACAGACAGGAAACAAGGUCCAUGCCGUCCAGUGUAAUGUUAGAGACCCUGCUUCAGUGGAGGCUGCUGUUAACAAGCUUGUAAAUGAUGUCGGCCUGCCUGAUGUGGUGAUAAACAAUGCUGCUGGAAACUUCAUCUCUCCUUCAGAGAAGCUUUCCCCCAAUGCCUGGAGAACCAUCACUGACAUAGUGCUGAACGGCACCGCAUAUGUCACGCUAGACAUCGGGAAACGCCUCAUCAAAGCUGAGAAAGGUGCUGCAUUUCUGGCCAUCACCACAAUCUAUGCUGAGAGUGGCUCGGGAUUUGUUGUGCCAAGUGCUGCGGCUAAAGCUGGAGUGGAGAAGCUUUGCACGUCUCUGGCAGCAGAGUGGGGCAGAUACGGCAUGCGAUUCAACAUUAUUCAACCAGGACCAAUCAAAACCAAGGGUGCCUUUAGCAGAAUGGAUCCCAUUGGUACGUUUGAGCAGGUGAUGUUAGAGAAUAUAGCCGUGGGUCGUCUGGGUACUCCUGGAGAGAUCGCCAACCUUGCCGCCUACCUCUGCAGCGAUUAUGCCAGCUGGGUAUCAGGCGCGAUCAUUCGAAUGGAUGGCGGUGAAUAUGUUUCCCUUGCUGGCGAGUUUAAUGGCAUGAAAGAGGUCACACAGGAGCAAUGGGCCAUAAUGGAAGCAAAAAUCAGAAACACAAAAGGAUCAUAAACCUCUGAAACUGCAGUAACUCAGCAUUAAUGACAGUCCUGAUCUCAGUCUCCCACAGGGGAUUAACUAUUUUGAAUUAUGAUUUUUAGAUUGUGUAAAUUGAGACUUUAAUUGUCUUGGCACAUAAAAAUAUCCACCCAGUGACAUUUUUAUCACACUGAAUUGUUGUGUGAAUUUUUUGAGCUGUGCUGAAUUCUAGAUUUGUGUACUUUUUGAUCAGUCUGCCAUUUCUGCCUUAACUACCCAUUGUAACAAUGGCAAUUACAUUAUGUAUGCUGUAAACAUGUAGGUUACCUUUAUGGUAGAUAUGAGUUUGGUAUACAUUAACUCGUUUGAUGCUUAGAAAUUAAUUUUGUUAAAAAUAUGUAUUCUGAAGAAUAAAUUCUGCCUUAAUUCUUG